GCAAAGAUGGUCAAUGUACCGAAGACCCGAAGAACUUUCUGUAAGAAAUGCGGAAAGCACCAGCCUCACAAAGUGACCCAGUAUAAGAAGGGCAAGGAUUCCCUGUAUGCCCAAGGAAAGCGGCGCUACGAUCGAAAGCAGAGUGGUUAUGGUGGGCAGACAAAGCCAAUUUUCCGAAAGAAGGCCAAAACCACAAAGAAGAUUGUGCUCAGGCUCGAGUGUGUUGACCCCAACUGCAGGUCCAAGAGGAUGCUGGCCAUUAAGAGAUGCAAGCAUUUUGAACUGGGAGGCGACAAGAAGAGAAAGGGCCAAGUGAUCCAGUUCUAAAACUUGUGUUCUGAGAGGAAAAUACUGAAGCAGUAGAAAAAUGACCUGCUAGAGAAUAAAGUUAAUGCU
This is a messenger RNA of Apodemus sylvaticus (European woodmouse), 396 nucleotides long. Its product is annotated as 60S ribosomal protein L36a. Lineage: Eukaryota; Metazoa; Chordata; Mammalia; Rodentia; Muridae. The record is from RefSeq and is a predicted model, not a curated record. Bases 7 to 327 code for a protein of 106 amino acids. Gene Ontology annotation, biological process: translation. Gene Ontology annotation, molecular function: structural constituent of ribosome. Gene Ontology annotation, cellular component: cytosolic large ribosomal subunit; ribosome. The transcript has a single exon.